Messenger RNA from Lotus japonicus, 1965 nucleotides. Its product is annotated as glutathione reductase, cytosolic. Gene Ontology annotation, cellular component: mitochondrion; cytosol. The transcript is spliced from 17 exons. Bases 185 to 1681 code for a protein of 498 amino acids. Gene Ontology annotation, molecular function: flavin adenine dinucleotide binding; NADP binding; glutathione-disulfide reductase (NADPH) activity. Lineage: Eukaryota; Viridiplantae; Streptophyta; Magnoliopsida; Fabales; Fabaceae. The record is from RefSeq and is a predicted model, not a curated record. Gene Ontology annotation, biological process: cell redox homeostasis; cellular response to oxidative stress; glutathione metabolic process.
GUAGUGAGAACUAGUGAAUAUAGGAUCCGCCAAGAGGUUGCAAAAACAUUCUUUUCCUUUUGUUCCUGUAAUACAUAUAAACACUCUUCUGCAUCGGGUCCUGAUUUGCUUCAGCAUUCAGCACUCACAAACCUAAUUUCUCCAAUAACGACGAUACAGAUUUGGUUCGAAUUGUUCGAUAGCUAUGGCUAGAAAGAUGCUUAUUGAUGGUGAACCUGAAUUGGGCAAAGCUGCAGAAGAAGCGACGAAUUUUGAUUUUGACUUGUUCAUAAUUGGGGCUGGAAGUGGUGGCGUUCGUGCCGCUAGGUUUUCAUCAAAUUUUGGAGCCAAGGUGGGGAUUUGUGAGCUUCCUUUUCAUCCAAUUAGCUCAGAAACUAUUGGAGGAGUUGGUGGAACGUGUGUUAUUCGUGGUUGUGUUCCCAAAAAGAUUUUAGUCUACGGAGCAUCUUAUGGUGGUGAACUUCAGGAUGCCAGAAAUUAUGGGUGGGAAUUGAGUGAGAAGGUUGACUUCAAUUGGAAGAAGCUCUUGGAGAAGAAGACAGAUGAAAUAAACAGAUUGAAUGGAAUUUACAAGCGGUUGUUAUCCAAUUCUGGGGUAAAAUUAUUUGAAGGCGAGGGAAGGAUAGUGGGUCCAAAUGAUGUUGAGGUGACACAGUUGGAUGGCACUAAAUUGUCCUAUUCAGCAAAGCACAUAUUGAUUGCAACUGGCAGUAGGGCUCAAAGGCCAAAUAUUCCCGGACAGGAGUUGGGUAUAACAUCUGAUGAGGCACUGAGUUUAGAGGAGUUUCCUAAACGUGCUGUGAUUCUUGGAGGAGGUUAUAUUGCAGUUGAGUUUGCAUCUAUUUGGCGUGGGAUGGGCUCCACAGUCGAUCUGGUUUUCAGAAAGGAGCUUCCAUUGAGAGGUUUUGAUGAUGAAAUGAGAGCUGUAGUUGCGAGAAAUCUUGAAGGGAGGGGAGUUAACUUGCAUCCGAGGACAAAUUUGACACAGUUGACCAAAACAGAUGAUGGCAUUAAAGUUCUUACAGAUCAUGGUGAGGAGCUGAUUGCUGAUGUUGUACUGUUUGCUACUGGUAGGGCUCCUAAUUCUAAGAGGUUAAAUUUAGAAGUUGUAGGUGUUGAGCUUGACAAUGCAGGAGCCAUAAAGGUAGAUGACUAUUCACGCACCAACAUACCUAGCAUAUGGGCUGUGGGUGACGUAACAAAUCGAAUUAAUCUUACACCAGUGGCCUUGAUGGAGGCAUCGUGCUUUGCAAAAACAGUAUUUGGUGGGCAAUCAUGCAAGCCAGACUAUAAUGAUGUGCCCUUUGCGGUGUUCAGUAUUCCACCGCUUUCUGUAGUUGGUCUCAGUGAGGAGGAAGCAAUAGAGCAAGCAAAUGGUGAUGUGUUGGUUUUCACAUCGUCCUUCAAUCCUAUGAAGAAUACCAUCUCUGGGCGACAAGAAAAAACUGUUAUGAAGAUUGUUGUUGAUGCUGCGACAGAUAAAGUUCUUGGUGCUUCCAUGUGUGGGCCUGAUGCGCCUGAAAUCAUUCAGGGCAUUGCUGUUGCAUUGAAGUGCGGAGCUACCAAGGCACAGUUUGACAGCACGGUUGGAAUUCACCCAUCGGCUGCAGAAGAAUUUGUGACCAUGCGGUCUGUGACAAGGCGCGUUACUGGCACUGCCAAACCCAAGACAAAUUUGUAGAAGUGUAAGUUGCAAAUGACAUCUUUUGGCGACCUUAGUUAAGAUAAGUUCUCUAGGACAUCUUUUUUAUUACCUGGGAAAGGGUUUUUACUUUGCUUAUUAUUCAAGUAUACUUCACUGUUUAAUUCGUUGGUUAGAAUAAGUGAUUUUGGCUUCCACAUUUAAUUCUUCAGUUUUGUGGAAGAUAUUAUUGACUAGUCAGUUGUUACUUCGUAUUGAGUUGAGUGUGCUUUGCUUACAGAAUUUUUCGUAAAGUAUAGACUAUUUAUUAUUUCUUUUGUCAA